This is a messenger RNA of Loxodonta africana (African savanna elephant), 6004 nucleotides long. It is a transcript of the gene AVIL, whose product is annotated as advillin. Gene Ontology annotation, molecular function: phosphatidylinositol-4,5-bisphosphate binding; actin filament binding. Gene Ontology annotation, biological process: barbed-end actin filament capping; actin filament severing; actin polymerization or depolymerization. Gene Ontology annotation, cellular component: actin cytoskeleton; cytoplasm. The coding region runs from base 3021 to 5480 and encodes 819 amino acids. The transcript is spliced from 19 exons. The record is from RefSeq and is a predicted model, not a curated record. Lineage: Eukaryota; Metazoa; Chordata; Mammalia; Proboscidea; Elephantidae.
CUCAAGGUUACAGGAGUCUGUCUAUAUUCUGUGCUUCACUGAUGUCCCCAGACCAGGAGCCCGGCACGGCUCCCAGCACAUAGUAGUCACUCAAACAGAUUGAUAUAUGGCUUGCGGUGGCCCCAAGGAGCAAAACUGGACAACCUAAUAACAUUCUCCUGGCCCUUCCCAGGCUUCACCUCUGAGAAAUGCCCAAAAACUUCUCAGGGAGGCCUGGACAUCCUGGGUGCUCAAAGGAUGGCACUCCAGCCCCUGCCUCUCCUGUCAUCAGCGUAAUGCAUCCAUAUCUACAAUAUGGCAAAUUUCAUAUUUCCUCCCACCCCUUUUCCUGCAUUAUUGAUGGGCUAUGCACUUUUAAAAAAUCAAUUAGAUCAGGGCGUGGAGCGGGAGUUAAAAAAGAAGCCUUUAAAAGUCUGCUCUUCAUGUUUUGCUGUUUUGAAUAGGAACAGAUAAAGCUUUCCCUCUGGUUUGAAUAAGUCAAGCCCAGGGCUAGGUUGGCCGUGAUUGGCCGGGACUAGGAAAAUGCGGUUAAGAUGCAAACACAAGCAAAUAUAACCAGUGCCUGUGCAGCCAUUAGUAAGCUAAAGCAGCAGAGCCUGGAGCCUCCUGCUUUGGGGUUUGGGGGUGGUGGUUCUUUAGUACUGCUGCUGCUUACUCACCAGAAAACUAAGAAGAUCGAGUGGGAGAGAAGGCAAGGUAAGGUCUGCUUGGUUUAUGGCUGCAUGAGUAGAGCAAUCCUACUGAACAAGGAAGAAACAAAAGGAGAUUGAAAUUUCCUUGGCUUUGUCUUUGAGGAUGAGGCUUUUCAAGAGUUGAACCAGGAGUUUGUGACUAGUUUUGCAAACUUCUCAGAGGCCCCUUCUUAGGGACCACUGAGCAGAAAAGAGCACAUUUGCAAAAGCUGAAAAAGAUGGAGAAGGCUGUCCCCCUAUCUCUCCUGGGAGAAAGAUGGUAUGGUGCAAGGCAGAAGUUCAAACCAGCUUCCUCUGCUUGGGGUUCCUCCAUGGGAGUAUCUGAGCGUAUUAGGGGCUGCUGGCUUUCAUGCUGGACUUUCAAAACUACACCCCACCCUAGGGGUGUCUGUAGUCCUCUCAAAUGGUGUUCAAUUAAUAAACUAGAACUUGGGGAGGAAGGAGGGAGAGAGCCCACUUUUGGGGACUUUGAUAUGACAAUUGGAAUGACAUCUUCUGGGUGUUAGAGUGUGGCGGGGAGUUACUUCAUCGAGCAUAUCCUCUCCUGCAUUUGGGGGAACCUGGUCAAGUAAGCUUCCCAGUUCCUAAUUCCCUUGCUGGGAAAUGGGUCUGCUUUUGGCCUCUGAGACUCACUAAUUUUACCAGGUCAGUACUUCCCCAUCUCCAAAAAAUGAGUUCAUUAGCCCUUGCCCCCUUCCCCUAGUUGGGUCAUGCCAUUUGCCUUCAGUGACCUAAAUCUAGGGUCUGAAAAAAACCCGAACAAAUAUUUCCUGGCAAUUCUGAGCAGCACAGGGUGGGGCAGGGCAAGUUAUCAAAUUAGAAGCUCAAACACUGGCUGCUCCACAUCACUGCUUUGCUUUAGUCCUAUUAGAGCAGUAGACAAAGGGAGCUUGUUUUUGUUUUUUGCCAAAGUACAUAUUAGAUAAUGGCGCAUGCUAUCCAAACCUGGCUUCACCCGCCAAGGCUCAAGGAAAGAAUGGUCAGACAUGCUUCUCUUCACAAGCACAAUAGGCGUCCAAGUAGCAAACAUCCAUACAGUCCUUGCCAGGUGGUUUUUUAUUCCAUGUAAACCCUACAGCUCAUCAAUCCUGUCUUUUCUCCUUUGCCUCUUGGGAGAAACUAGCGUUCAUCUGUUCUGCCUAUUAUCAUCGGAUUGCAAGCGUCCUGAGAGCAGGAGCCAGGCAUUUUAAUUUUACACAGCCCCUACUUGACCAUGCGCACGUGUAGGUGCCUAACUCAAGACACAGAGACACACCUUUAAUUACAGACGGUGCACAGCCCACACAACUGGCUCUUUAACCACUUCCUCCCUUCUCCCCAACCUCCUGCUCCGUCCAGAAGGAACUGGAGACCUCUGAGUUCUCUGAGGUGACUCUUGCAACAGAGCAUCUGCUUCAGUGGGCAGGACACAGCCAGAGCUCCAACUCUCUGGGGGUCUGCAUGUGGGAGGGAGUGAGGAGGGCAGCUGCCCACAGAGGAGACCAGGACACACCUGCCUUCCCCUGCCGGCACCUUGGACCCUCUGUCCCCCCACAACCUCGCCAUUUUCCUUUCCCUUCUGCAAGGCACAGGGAAUAUAUCAGUCUUACGACAGGAGCAGGAAGCGUUGUUUGAAUUUUAAGACAGUUUUUUAAAAAGUCUGUAAAGUAAAAGCCCAAAGAGAAGGUCAAAAAGUCGAUUGUGGAGAGUAUCUGGCAAGCAGGGAGUCUCGGGAGGGGUAGAGGCAACGAGGAUGAGGAAGGCUAUCGAGUUUGGAUGUGCCCCUGUGCCCGUCCACCCACCAUGCACCACUGAAGUUAGAAAAGUUUAGGAAGGACUGCUGCAUACCGAAGUGGCUGCAAGCACAGGUUUCAGGGUCAGAUUUGAAUUUCAUUCUAGUGUGUGAGCUAGGGCAAGUUAUUUAACCUCUCUGAACCUCUAUGUAACCUCUCUGAACUUUACUACGGUAUAUGAAGAAAAUAACUCACACUCACCUUAAGAGAAUUAAAUGAGAUAGCAUAUGCAAAGUAUAUCAACAAUGGGCUGCACAUAUUUACAACUGCUACGGAAAUAAUUGCAGCUAUUACCAGAGCUCUUAGUGAGGGAAGUGGUAGGUGGGAAGCAGAACUUCUGGGUAGGAUCCCUGUGCCUGUCAGGCUCACAAGUGAACUUGGACAAGUCAUUUCCCCUGCCAUUUGUGAGAUGGUGCGGGACGUGCCACAAGGACACGGCAUGGUCGCUAACCAGAGAUGGGAAGUGACUUAAGAGAAAGCUGGAUCAAUGCAGGCCAUCAGAGGCAUCAUCUCCUCUCUUGCUCUGUGACGUUUCAGUCCUGGGAAGACGAACACCAUGUCUCUGAGCAGCGCCUUCAGGGCUGUGGGCGACAACCCUGGGAUCAUCACCUGGAGAAUAGAGAAAAUGGAGCUGGCACUGAUGCCUCUGAGUGCCCAUGGCAACUUCUAUGAGGGGGACUGCUACGUUGUCCUCUCAACGCGGAGAGUGGGAAGUCUCCUUUCCCAGGACAUCCACUACUGGAUCGGGAAGGACUCCUCUCAGGAUGAGCAGAGCUGUGCAGCCAUCUACACCACCCAGCUGGACGACUAUUUGGGAGGCAGCCCCGUGCAGCACCGAGAGGUCCAGGGCCAUGAAUCUGACACCUUCCAUGGCUACUUCAAGCAGGGCAUCAUCUACAAGAAGGGGGGUGUGGCCACAGGGAUGAAGCAUGUGGAGACCAACACCUACGAUGUGAAACGGCUGCUACAUGUGAAGGGGAAGAGAAACAUCAAGGCCACGGAGGUAGAAAUGAGCUGGGACAGUUUUAACCGAGGUGAUGUCUUCUUGAUGGACCUUGGGAAGGUCAUCAUCCAAUGGAAUGGCCCAGAGAGCAACAGUGGGGAGCGCCUGAAGGCUAUGCUUCUGGCAAAGGAUAUUCGGGACAGGGAGCGAGGGGGCCGUGCUGAAAUAGGAGUGAUCGAGGGAGACAAGGAGGAGGACAGCCCAGAGCUGCUGAAGGUCCUUCAGGACACCCUUGGCCGACGCUCCAUUAUCAAGCCUGCAAUGCCUGAUGAGAUCAUAGAUCAGCAGCAGAAAUCAAACAUCCUGCUGUACCAUGUCUCUGACUCAGCUGGGCAGCUGGCGGUCACAGAGGUUGCCACAAGGCCUCUGGUCCAAGACUUACUGAACCAUGAUGACUGCUACAUCCUGGACCAAAGUGGAACCAAGAUCUAUGUGUGGAAAGGAAAAGGAGCCACAAAGGCUGAGAAACAGAUGGCCAUGUCUAAAGCCCUGAGCUUCAUCAAGAUGAAGGGCUACCCCAGCAGCACCAACAUAGAAACUGUAAACGAUGGUGCCGAGUCGGCCAUGUUCAAGCAGCUGUUCCAGAAGUGGUCAGUGAAGGACCGGACCGCAGGCCUGGGGAAAACGUUCAGCACUGGGAAAAUCGCUAAAGUUGUCCAGGAGAAGUUUGAUGUGACUGUACUGCACAGCAAGCCAGAGGUGGCUGCCCAGGAAAGAAUGGUUGAUGACGGCAAUGGGAAAGCUGAGGUCUGGAGAAUUGAAAACCUGGAGUUGGUCCCCGUGGAGCAUCAGUGGUAUGGCUUCUUUUAUGGGGGAGACUGCUAUCUGAUUCUCUACACAUACAAGGUGAAUGGGAAGCCACAUUAUAUCCUGUACAUCUGGCAGGGCCGCCAUGCCUCCCAGGAUGAGCUGGCAGCCUCCGCAUACCAGGCAGUGGAGGUGGAUCAGCAGUUUGAUGGGGCCCCCGUGCAGGUUCGGGUCACCAUGGGAAAGGAGCCACGCCACUUCAUGGCCAUCUUCAAAGGGAAGCUGGUUAUCUUUGAGGGUGGGACUUCCCGGAAGGGAAAUAACGAGCCUGACCCUCCGAUAAGGCUCUUCCAGAUUCAAGGAAAUGACAAAUCUAACACCAAAGCAGUGGAGGUUCCAGCCUUCGCCUCCUCCCUAAACUCCAAUGAUGUGUUUCUGCUGCGCACCCAGGCACAGCACUACCUGUGGUACGGCAAGGGGUCUAGCGGGGAUGAGCGGGCAAUGGCUAAGGAGCUGGCUGGGCUUCUCUGCGAUGGCACCGAGGACACUGUGGCUGAGGGCCAGGAGCCAGCAGAGUUCUGGGACAUACUGGGAGGGAAAGCUCCCUAUGCCAAUGACAAAAGACUACAGAAGGAAAUCCUAGAUGUCCAGCCCCGUCUCUUUGAAUGUUCCAAUAAGACUGGCCGGUUCAUUGUCACUGAGAUCACAGACUUCACCCAGGACGACCUGAACCCUGGUGAUGUGAUGCUCCUGGAUACCUGGGAUCAGGUGUUCUUGUGGAUUGGGGCUGAGGCGAAUGCCACAGAGAAGGAGAGAGCCCUCACUAUGGCCCAGGAAUACCUGCAUACCCACCCCAGUGGCCGAGAUACCGACACACCAAUCCUGAUCAUUAAACAGGGGUUUGAGCCUCCAACCUUCACAGGCUGGUUCCUGGCCUGGGACCCUCACAUUUGGAGUGCAGGAAAAUCAUAUGAACAGUUAAAAGAAGAGCUGGGAGACGCUGCUGCUAUCAUAAGAAUCACUGCUGACAUGAGGAACGUGACCCUCCCCCUGAAUUCUGAUGACAGCGAGCCCAAAUAUUACCCUGUAGAAGUUCUGUUGAGAAGUAAGAACCUGGAGCUGCCUGAGGAUGUGAACCCUGCCAAAAAGGAGAAUUACCUCUCUGAACAGGAUUUUGUUUCUGUGUUUGGCAUCACAAGAGGGCAAUUUGCUGCUCUACCUGGCUGGAAACAGCUCCAACUGAAGAAAGAAAAGGGGCUUUUCUAAGGCAGGAAAAAACACGUGCCCACUGCAAGACCACAGUAGAAGGCAGAUAGUGCCAAUAUCCCGGAAAAACUUAUCUACCAAUUUUUGCCUAACAUUCAGCUACUUAAUAUAGAUACAACAGGGUCUGCAAAUCAUAGCAUAUGCUCCAUUUUUUCUCAUCCUUGCAUUCCUUAGUUGUUUCAUACCUAAAAUGUUAACCACCCAAUUUUGGGGUUUUGUGGCCUUCUGUCUAAAAGCCUCAGUACUAACAAUGCAUGAAUCUCUAACAGUCAAAAGUAAGAUAACAAAAAUAUUAAGCAUAAAACAUUUAAUAUUGGUGCCAGGAUCUAAGUUUGUUUUAAUUUUAAGACAGGCAUUUCCAAAACCUAUUUAGCCAACAAGUCAUUGAAGUUAUUUGCAAAUACACCCCAAAGUCAAAAUCCCAAUGCCCAGAUCUGUAUGUGCCAGAGCAUCUUUAACUUUUCAAAUAAAGAUACCUGUACAAGCAAAUGGAUUUCUUUUCAGUCUCUGGGUUUGCCUGUUCU